This is a messenger RNA of Bemisia tabaci, 1777 nucleotides long. Lineage: Eukaryota; Metazoa; Arthropoda; Insecta; Hemiptera; Aleyrodidae. The record is from RefSeq and is a predicted model, not a curated record.
UUUCUGACUGCGCAGUUUUUCUAUGCAGAUAAGUAUUUUUAUAGAUGAGCCAGACUAGUUGUUCCUUUAUUGCAAUGUGUAGUCCUGUAAGUUCACGGUGCACCAUUUCACGCACUUUCAGGGAUGGAACGACGUUGGAUUCCGGGGAUCGAAUCAGAUACCGACGCCAAACAUCGACGCUUUGGCCUACAAUGGUAUCGUCCUAAACCGUCAUUACACUUUGCCCUGCUGUUCGCCAUCCAGGGCUGCUUUGCUAACGGGAAAAUACCCCAUUAGAAUGGGUCUACAGGGUUUCCCACUUAUUGCUGGACACGCAGAUGGCAUGCCUUUGGACGAAGUUCUUUUACCUGAGUAUUUGCAGAAAUUGGGGUAUAUUACUCGUCUAAUUGGUAAAGGGCAUCUUGGAACUUCAAAAACAAGCAUGACCCCCACUCACCGUGGUUUUCACUCUCAUUUUGGAUACUACAACGGAUACGUCGGCUAUAGAAAUGGCAUUCAUGAUUGGGAUAAUGUUACUGGGUAUGACUGCUACCGCAACGGGAAACGAAGCAAAGAAGAGGUUGUGGGCAAAUAUUUAACGGAUGUUUAUACUGAAGAGGCUGUUAAAGUAAUUAAAGGUCACGAAAAGUCAACUGAGCCACUGUUUCUCUAUUUAUCACACCUAGCCCCGCACGCUGGUGCCCCUGGUGUUUUGGAGGUCCGGAACGAAACCGAAAAUUCUAAAAAAUUUAGCUACAUAUCGGACCCGUCAAGGCGAUUAUAUGCAGGAAUGAUGGAAGCCUUGGACGACUCUAUCGGCGCAGUCGUCGAAGCUUUGGACUCUCAAAACAUGUUGCAGAAGAGUGUCAUCAUUUUCAUAGCUGACAAUGGAGGCAUAACCGCUUGGCCAUUUUCGCAACUACAGAACAGCGCGUCAAAUUGGCCUCUGCGUGGUAUGAAAUUUUCUCCAUUUGAGGGUGGAGUCAGAGGAGUGUCUAUUGCUUGGAGUCCACUUUUCAAAGACCUUCGCGAAACCUCCGAAGAAUACAUGCACAUAUCUGACUGGCUUCCAACUUUAUAUAGCGCCGCAGGAGGUAAUGCAGACCUGUUGGAAGGACUCGAUGGAGUCAAUCACUGGGAUUAUUUAAUCGGCAAAAAUACUGACAGCCCACGAAAUGAACUCUUGGUUAAUAUACUCGAGGAAGUAGGUGACUGGGCGAUCAUCAAAGAAAAAUGGAAAUUAGUUCAAGUCAAUGCUACUCAGCGGCGUAAUAUCACACAGCUGUACUUCGGCGAGAGCGGUCGAAACGGUGAGAAAUACUCAAUGGAUCUCGUGACGACCAGCCGAGUAUCCCAGAUCCUACGGCGGAAUCAGCCCUCGGAUAAUUUACGGGAGGAAUACACGGAACGCCGUGCCACCUUGGAUAUGACGUCAGCAUGCGCAGAACGUAUCGCAGCAGCCGCUUCGAGCUCCACCGAUCCCUUCAUCCCUCCUGAUCGGUGUCAUAAAGCACCCUGCCUUUUCAACAUCCACAUGGACCCGUGCGAGUUCCAUGACGUGGCUGAGCAACAUCCAUCGGUUGUCGAUGCACUGCAGGAACUAGUCGAGAGCUACGCUUCGGAGGUGGUUCCGGUGCAGAACUAUGGAUUUGACCCGGCUUCGCACCCGAAGAAUUGGGAUGGUUGGUGGGCUCCUUGGCUCGACGGGUCGGAGGGCAGGGGCAUGUCUUAGUUCCCAGACACGAAUAACUCAGAACAAAUCUGCCGUGAUAGCGAAGAGACCAGUACGUAGGUGCAA